UGGAAUAUAAUAGAGGAACUCACAAUAACGUUAGUUUCUAGAAAUAUUUAUGUAUUGAUAAAUUUUUCGACAUAAUGAUUUAACUACCGCGAUAUCACAGGACCGGCUCAUACACACGAGAUGAAUAACAGUUUGUGAAAGAAAUAUGGCAGGUGAACAUGAAGCAAACUUUUUGAAGAUUGUUUUACUUUUGAUGAGGUAUGGAUCAAAGGUUUUGCAGCAAAGAAUUGAAUUUGAACUACGAAUUCGGAAAUGGCAAACAGUGAUUGAUUUCUUAAGGGAAAGAAAACAUGACAUUCUUCAUUUGACACUUGAUAAAUGCAAAAGAUGUUGCAUAGAAGACUGCAAAAUACAGAAAGCAACGAAGUGUUUGAUACAUUACAGUUUGUUAGAACUUAUGUAUAAAGAUGUUAAAAGAAGUUGCUCAACAAGAUUCUAUCACUGCUGUUCUUGUAAUUUUGUCCCCAAAUCUGACUUGGACAUCAGUGUUUGGGAUAUAACACUGACGAGUUGUCUGCUAUUGGAAGUCAUUGGUUUUGAUGAUCUUGGACAGAAACAAGCAAUUCAAAAUUUACGAAAUCUACGGAACAGCAAGGAACUACUACACAGAGGAAAUGCGAAAAUGGAUGAUGAUGAAUAUAACAAAAUGUGGAUUAGGUUGUCAAAUGAUAUUAAGGAAAUUGCAGAGAAAUGUGAACCAUAUUUCUAUUCAUCAAUUAGUGAGGAAGUAGACAGAUUAAAGAAUAAAUCCCUUGAACAGGGGGAAUGUUACAGAGCCCAAGAGUGCUUGAAAGAAGUUAAGAAUGAGGAUGAUUCUAUGAAAAGUGUGGUUAAACUUUGGACUACAUUUAAUUUAUCAGAGCUAAAUCAGGACACUGAAGUGGAAAACAUCUAUGAAUACUCAAAGUCUUGCCUUAAAGACCACAAAGAAAGGAUUGGUAUGUAUGUAGGACCGAAGAGAGCAAUGAAGCAGAGUUUGAAGGCGCUUGAAAAUCACAGAUUCAUUAUCAUUACUGGUGAGGCGGGAAGCGGUAAAACUCAUUUUGGACUCGAGUUGAUGUCCCAGAUGCAGAAAAAAAACCAGAACCUCAUAGCAUUGGUCCUCACAGACAGCAGUCAGUGGAACAAAUUAGAUUUCAAGAAAGAAUACAUUCUCUUUUUUGAUGAUUUAUUGGGAAAAUCGAAUGCCAAUGAUUUAGCUUUUCAUGGCUGGAGCAUGGCUUUUGAUUCAAUGCAUAAAAAGUUGCUUAAUAAUCAUGUGAUUAUCAUUUUUGCUCUAAGAAAUUGUAUUUGGCAUUUAAUGAAAGACAAAUUAGCUGACUACACAUUGUUCAGAUUGUUACAUUCAUCCAAUCCACCAGUAGAUCUCUCAGGGGAUUUUGGAAUGACAUCUCGAGAAAAGUUAGAAAUGUUGAAAAGGUUUUGUAGAUGUAAUAAUGUUAUUGUAUGCAAUACCCCUCAUGAAGAAGAAAUGUCAUUUGAAUGUUCAAAUAAUGGCCCUUUGUGUAUAUGUCAGGAAUCUCUUAGAAUCAUUGCAAACAUGGACACUUCAUGUGGGUUUCCAUUUCUAUGUGAAGAAUUUUUCUCCCAGAAAAAGUUCUUAAAACAGGGAUCAAGUUUUUUUCGUGCUCACUCUGCAAGUAGUUAUUUUAAAGGACAAGUAGAUGAAUUGUUAAGUCAAGAAAAAUAUUUGCAUUAUGCAGUAUUAGUUUUCUUUUUCUUGAAAGAUGACUUAAUGAGGAUGAUAGGCUUGGAAGAAAUUUUAAAAUCUAAAGCAGAAAUUAUUAAAGUUGUAGGAGUGAUAGGAGAUAUUAGCCCUAAAAAGAUUACUAAAGUAACAAUAAAGAGUUGUCUGAAAGACAUGUUGAAUAUCUUCAUCAUCUCCUCUGAAAAUGGUUACAGAUUAAGGCAUAUGGUUAUAUAUGAAGCUGUUCUAUUAUCAUUUGGAGAAAAUUUUUCUGAGGAAUUUUUAGAGCUUAUCUCCAAGACAGUCCUUUUUACUUACGUUAGAUCUAAAGGUUAUGUUCCUAAAAAACAGGAGAUAAUUGUCCAGUUAGAUGUUGACAUGACAGCAUCUUUAGCUAAGAAGCUGAUUGAUGUUUAUGAGUCUGACAAAAAGAAAGCUUAUGCUGAUGUGUACAAACAUCCAUCAUUUCAUGACAAAAAACUUGUUGAUUGUUUUUUAGACAUUUUGAAUGGAGAGGAAAGUUUCAAAGCUUUCCUAAAUUCGUUUGUAGCUGGAGCGUGCAAGGAGAGAAAGGAUAUUUUAGCUGGGGAAGUAAUCAGAAGAUUUUGUAGCUCUUAUGAAUUUGAGAUGGAAAAUUUUAAUUUAGUGCUAAACUACGACCUUAUUUAUACCUUUAGACAAUGUAUGAAUAAAUCUAGAUUUAAGAAAUUAUUCUUAAAGCUUUUAUGUCGUGAAAGCUUUCUUAAGCAUAUUUUAGUACAAGCUGCUUUUUCUGGAGCAUGUGAAUGUUUUAUGCUUUUGCUUAAUUUCCUUGAUUCAGAAAAUGAUUUAGAGAAUGAUUUAGAGACUGAUGGAGAAAAGCAAAUAGUGACUUACGUAAAAAAAAAAAAAACACGACAUAAUUUUUCAUUUACCUGAUAUAUUGAUUAUGAAUCAUAGUCCAUCUUUCGGAAAUGAUUGGAGUGAUGCACUGGCAAGGAUAGCAAAUAUGUAUCCUUGUCCAAAAGAUAGGAAUAGGUUUUACAAAAACGUCAUCAAUUAUUCUAUUUUAAUAGGUAAAAAAGACA
Molecule: messenger RNA, 2754 nt
Organism: Magallana angulata
Lineage: Eukaryota; Metazoa; Mollusca; Bivalvia; Ostreida; Ostreidae
Exons: 4
Coding region: 146-2605 (819 amino acids)
Source: RefSeq, a predicted model, not a curated record